Botrytis cinerea B05.10 is the source of this 962-nucleotide messenger RNA. RefSeq lists its product as hypothetical. The record is from RefSeq and is a predicted model, not a curated record. The transcript is spliced from 3 exons. Bases 243 to 656 code for a protein of 137 amino acids. Lineage: Eukaryota; Fungi; Ascomycota; Leotiomycetes; Helotiales; Sclerotiniaceae.
GGCUUUUAACUUUUGGCUAGCUAAGAACUGAAAAGCUCCUCUUCUCUUCUCUGCUCCUCUCAUCCUCAUCAUGUGAAAUCUCGAUGAUUUGAAUCAACAAUACUUCCGCCCCAGAUCCAGUCCCUCUCCCAGAAUCAAUAAAUGACUUUUCUUUUUCACGCGGUGGAAGAGGUAAAUGUCAAUUUCGAAGUGUUUUAAAUAAGUGAAUGAAGUGGUUGACUUUGAAAUUUUCAAUAAGCAUGAUGAAUUAUCAACAAGAUGAAAGUAUUCGAGAUCUCAAUGUCGCACUUCAACGAGUUUUGCUGGCUUUUCCGGGCAACAGUGGCCACCAGUUGAUUCAAGACACCGUGAGAAGAGCUAUCAACGCAUCUGCAUCGGAAUCCCAAUUUCCAACGCCAGCAUGCAUUCAAACCGAAGAGGAAUCAAAACACUUCGAUCAAUUACGUAACUUCAUCGACAACCUUGUCUUGACAGUAACGCCUCAAGCUCUUCCAGCGUCCACGUCGACAUCAGCUUCAAGUCGCCCAACUUCCGAGCACAACAAACGGAAAUCCCUCGACGAUCCGGAGCAUGAUGCAAAGUUGUCACGGAGAAAGUUGUCCAAAGCAGAGCAGGAAGCGGCCGGAGCUUUGCAAGAAUUAUCAGCCGGUGUUUAAGUAUGGAUAUGGAUGGAUGGAUGGCUGGUUGGAUGGUUGGCUUGUUUGGGUCUGGGUUUCACGGAUGGUAAAAAGAAUUGAAGCAAAUUUGUAAGAUUAUCAAAAGGACAUAUGUAGUUAAUACGAGAGAGACAGCUUUCAUGGAUCGUUGAGCAUCGCGUCUUCAUGGUACUUAUUGUACGCGUCGUCCCUUGAAAGUGUACUUUGGAAGCUGCUAUCUGCAUCCUCCUUGUGAGAUGCGUUACCAAUGGUGCCGACCUUCACACGAUCAAGCAAGAUACAAUAUAAUUGCGAAUCGCAUACCCA